Molecule: messenger RNA, 1458 nt
Organism: Pochonia chlamydosporia 170
Lineage: Eukaryota; Fungi; Ascomycota; Sordariomycetes; Hypocreales; Clavicipitaceae
Exons: 1
Coding region: 1-1458 (485 amino acids)
Source: RefSeq, a predicted model, not a curated record
AUGCCUGGGGCCUUUCACACCGAGGGAAUCCACCAGGGCCUAUUUCGGCCCCCGGUUUCUCCAUCAUCCAGCUCUGUCUAUCUACCAUCGACUCGACCCUCCGGAGAGGCGCCUAAUCCUAAGCGCAAGCGCGUCCGCGAAGACGUUAGACUGCCUUGUCAAGGUCAGCAGCAGGAGACUACCCGCGUUGAUCGCGACGAUGGCAACACUACCGCGAGUACGGUUCUGAUAACACCAGCCGGGAGACAUGCUCAAAAUGGCCGGUCAUACACACUCGCCGGGCAGCUCGAUACACCUGCCGGCGGGCCAGCGGAAAGCGGCAUGCUAGGUGAGAGCAUGUACUCUGAUUCGGAUUAUAGAAAGGCGCUCGGAUCGAAACGGUCGCGGGACGAUGUUGAUAUGUCUGACCCAACCGGCCAUACACCGUUAUUCAACCUCCCCGCGCACCCUCACCAAUCCCCUGGAUGGGGUACACUGGCGUUUAGUACCCUGGGCGGUGUAAUGGGAAAGGUAUGGGAGUUUUGCAAAGCUGGGGCGUUCAAAGGGUUUUAUGCUGGAGGUGGACGAGGCUUUGAGAUGCAGCCAGGCGACGGUAUCAUGCCUGACGGAUCAAUACCAGAACAGACCUGGCCGCAGAACGACGAGGAUGAAGAGCAGCAUCAGCGGAUACCAGGAUACUUUCCACAGGGAGAUACUUUUCACGGAGAGGAGACUCCUGAGGAAACACCUAUCCCUAGCGGCGCAUCGACGCCCUCGGCUCCGGCUGCGAAACGACGGCAGACAGCCCCGACGGAUGAGUUGGGCAGAAAUUGGGUCAUGGUUAAGGACCGUGCUGGUGGUACAGAUGGCACACCUCGGCGAACCUCAGCUACGUACAGGCAGUCUCCGAGGAACCGCAACCAAGGCCCAUCACUGGCAACCGGUCGUCGAAUCAGCACCCCUAGUAACCGACGUGCUUCUGGCAAGACAGCCAGUCCGGCACCAUUUCGGGCUACACCCCGAAAUGGCUUCAACAUCAUCUCUCCCCCAGCAACACUUGAGCCUCCACGACCGGCUUCAUCUGCUUCCUUCGCCUCUCCUCGCUCUCCGUCUCCGACCAAAUUAGCCACCAUAGCACCGAGCACCACCGCCUCGCCUACGCCGCAUUCAUCUCGAGGACCUGGACGCAGACGAUCUGUCAAUACUGCACCUAGCCACCCGUCAUUCUCACACAGCCGCACGCAUAGUAGUGCCUCUACGGCAUCUAGUCGCGGGGCUGUCGACGACUUGGAAAACAGUCCACGUCUUGACGCUGAAGCGAAGCACCUCGCUGCCCGACGACACCGUGAAGAACGGGACACAGAUGUUCGCAUUGCGGCGUUCAACAAACAAUUGCAAGAUAUGAUUCGCCAAGGCAAAGAAGCGCUUGGCACGACGAUAGAAGUGGACGGCGAGGAUGGCGGAUGGGAGGAUUAUUAA